AUGGGAUCCGGUCGAGAUGAGCUCAAGGAGUCUCCAGAUGUUCAAACGCUGCCUUACGACAAUCUCGUUUCGCGUCUAGCUGAGCAAGACACGACACCAUGGUACCGGAAGCGGAACCUCAGGCUGUUGUACUUAACCAUGCUUCCGACCUGCCUUGCGGUUGAGAUGACGAGUGGGUUUGACGCAUCUAUGCUAAAUGGCCUUCAGGCUGUCGAUGCCUGGCUCGACUUUUUUCACAAUCCGCAUUCGGCGCUCUUAGGUCUCAUGUCGGCGAUGUAUUCCUUGGGAGCAAUUGUGGCCGUCCCAGUCGUCCCACUCAUCACCGACAGACUAGGACGUCGUUAUGCCAUUUUAUUUGGCAGCAUUAUUGAGAUUAUUGGGGCGGUUCUUCAGGCUGCAGCUCAAAAUCUUGCUAUGUUCAUCAUAGCACGGUUCAUUCUAGGACUUGGUAUAGUGUUUGCCAUCGUCGCGGCGACGUCGUUGAUUGGAGAAUUGUCCCAUCCAAAAGAAAGAGCAAUCAUGGGAUCUCUGUUCAAUUCUUGUUACUUCAUUGGUUCCAUCGUCGCAGCUGGAGUUACGCUGGGUACAUUUGCGAUGAAAAAUAACUGGGCCUGGCGCAUUCCGUCUGUACUGCAAAUAAUUCCAAGUUUCCUUCAGGUCGCCUUCAUAUGGUUUCUUCCGGAGUCGCCGCGUUGGCUCAUAUCGAAAGGAAGGAACGAGGAAGCCUUGGCUAUCCUCGUCAAGUAUCAUGCGGAGGGCGAUGCGAAUUCCGAGUUCGUAAAGGCGGAGUAUACCCAAAUUGAGAAGACGCUCGAGUUAGAACUGGAGGGCGCGCGGAUAAGCUGGAGGGAGAUGGUUGCCACAUCGGGGAUGAGGAAGAGGUUGAUUAUCUGUUCUUUCCUCGGCCUAUUCACGCAGUGGAGCGGAAAUGGGUUGACAUCCUACUUCUUGGCGCCCAUUCUGGAGAACAUUGGUAUCACGGACAACCGUACCAAGAAUUUGAUCAACCUCUCCAUGACUUUGUGGGGCUUAGUAAACGCUACGUUCCUCGCUCUGACAGUAUCCCGGUUCCCUCGGCGGAUGAUGUACCUGGCCUGCACGAUAUCUUUACUCCUCGUCUUCACAGCAUGGACUAUCUCGAGCGCAGAAUAUAGUCGCACAGGAAGUAAAGCGUCGUCUCGAGCUGUCCUUGCCUUCAUAUACAUGUACAGCCCGGCGUAUAAUAUUGGGUACAAUGCCUUGACAUACACGUUCUUGGUCGAGCUCUUCCCGUUCCACGUACGAGCGCGAGGCAUCACGGUCUUCCAAUGGUGGGGACGCGCCGCCGGUUUCUUCAAUCAAUUCGUAAAUCCUAUAGGCAUCAAUAACGCCGGUUGGAAGUAUUACAUCAGCUACUGCAUAUGGCUCACCUUUGAAGUCCUCUUUGUGUACUUCGUCUUCCCCGAAACGUCCAAACUCACGAUCGAAGAACUUACCUUCCUUUACGAGGGAAAACAUCGCGAAGAGCAAACGAAAUACAUCGAAAAGGGGAUACACCAAGAGCAAGCGCCAGAUACCCAUAAGGAUGAGUCCAAGGAACGAAUCAGUCAGGUUGAGGAGGUCAACAGUUGA
Coniophora puteana RWD-64-598 SS2 is the source of this 1611-nucleotide messenger RNA. RefSeq names its product hexose transporter. Lineage: Eukaryota; Fungi; Basidiomycota; Agaricomycetes; Boletales; Coniophoraceae. The transcript has 13 exons. The coding region runs from base 1 to 1611 and encodes 536 amino acids. Gene Ontology annotation, cellular component: membrane. Gene Ontology annotation, molecular function: carbohydrate:proton symporter activity. The record is from RefSeq and is a predicted model, not a curated record. Gene Ontology annotation, biological process: carbohydrate transport; transmembrane transport.